Molecule: messenger RNA, 618 nt
Organism: Eurytemora carolleeae
Lineage: Eukaryota; Metazoa; Arthropoda; Copepoda; Calanoida; Temoridae
Product: UPF0565 protein C2orf69 homolog
Exons: 3
Coding region: 1-618 (205 amino acids)
Cellular component (GO): mitochondrion
Source: RefSeq, a predicted model, not a curated record
AUGAUAUUGUCUGUUUAUUUUGAAAAAUUUGUGAUUAUUACAUGGCCAUCCAGGAAGGAACUGAAAACCUUCAGUUGUUUCGACAACUUCGUGGAGAGUGACAAGCUUGGAUCCCCAGUAUACUCUCCAGAUCACGGAGCUAUCCCACACUUGAACCUUAUCCUCAGAAACCUUCUAGAUAUUCUAAACCUGGAGAAAUCAAGCUUAGACAAGAUAACUGUGAUCGGGUUCAGUAAGGGAGUUGUUGUUUUGAAUCAGUUAGUACACGAGCUGGCCGACCUAGCUAGCCCUGAUCUACUGGAGGGAUUUUCCUUACAUACAUUUAUCUGGCUGGACGGAGGACAUAACGGUGGAAAGGAUAUUUACCUGACUGAUAAACUAAUCUUAGAUAAGUUUUCAAAAUUUAAGAUAAAUGUGAGUGUUCGAGUUACUCCUUAUCAGAUAGGAAACCAGCUCCGGCCUUGGAUUAGGAAAGAAGAGAAACUGUUUCGGAGUAUCCUUCACAACCUUAACACCAGAGCGGAGCGCAAAUGUUUUUUUAACGAUUUAGAACCAAGUAUUGAGUCCCACUUUCAGAUCCUGAAUACCUUUCUCACAGAUCCAAUAGAUUUUACGUGA